GCUGGCGUUAUUCGAUACACGUGCGGAGGAAUCAACAACAGCCAAAAUGAGUGAUUUUAACAAGUAUUGCCAAGAAGCUGCCCUCGAGGAGCUGCCCAGUUCGGAGGACGAGGAAGACAUCGGCGACGAGGACACCUGUAGCGCCCAGGAUUUGGCUGCCCAAUUCCAGUUGCAGUACAAGCCUCAGGACGAGUGCAGCGUUUCCUUGCAACGUGACUAUGUGCUUAGCCUGUCCGCCGACCAGGGAUUCAAUCGCGUUGCCGUCGGAUUGUCCAGUUCCGCGGUGCACAUCUACAAUCUGGAUGCUGGAGCGGGAAAGCUUUCCAACUUCAGCUUCCUGCCGCCCACGGAGUCGAAUGAAGUGAGCAUUUGUGGCGUUCGCUUCCUCGACGAUGGACCGCACAACAUCCUCGUGGGCACCACCGACGGCUAUGUGCGCCUCUACGAUCUGCGACAGAAGGGCGAACAGGCCAGGUUCAAAUACACCCAGCAUCAGUCGGUGGCUCCGGUGCCCAAGUCGAUAUCCUGCUUCGACAGGAACGCCAACGGACGGAUCGUCUGCUGUGGCACCAACCAGUUUCACAGCAACGUCUUUCUGGUGUUCUACGACGUCCGGGAGCGACGGCAGAUGGGCGUGUACUGCGACAGCCACGAGGACGACAUCACCUCGGUGCGGUUCCAUGCCCAGAAUCCGGAUAUCCUGUGCACGGGUAGUGUGGAUGGCCUCAUCAACGUCUUCAAUGUCCAGGAGGCGGACGAGGAUGAGGCCCUGCUCAACACCUUCAACACAGAGAGCAGCGUUGCCCGUCUGCAGUGGCACAGAAAUGUCUACGACAAGGACAUCAUAUCCUGCAUCACGACCACCGGCGAUUUCAAGAGCUACGAGAGCGAGGAGGGCGACGAGGUGUGCUCCUUUGAGCGCCCGGAUGUCACGGCGGCAAUACGGCGCAAAAAUGCAUCAAACUUCAACUUGAUCGGUGCCCACAACCAGGAGGACGGAGAAGUCUUCCUGCUGGCGGGUACGAAUUUCAACAAGGGGGAGAUCCUGCGCUCCGUGAGCGUUACCACCAAAAAUACCCUACAGCCACUGGCCAAUUUUCAGGGCAACAAGCAGAUCGUGAGGGAGAGUCUCUACGAUUCCAAGAGAAGAUUACUGAUAACGGGUGGCGAGUCCGGCAUUGUCACGGUUUGGUCGCAAGACUCUAGUGGAAGUGCCGUCGUCGGUGACAAGCUGAAGGUCAAAAAGGAGAAGAAGUCUCGCAAGCAGGCGCCAUAUUAAAUGUAUUUGUUUUAAAUAAAAGUUUACUGAAUUAA
Molecule: messenger RNA, 1314 nt
Organism: Drosophila elegans
Lineage: Eukaryota; Metazoa; Arthropoda; Insecta; Diptera; Drosophilidae
Product: WD repeat-containing protein 89
Exons: 3
Coding region: 47-1279 (410 amino acids)
Molecular function (GO): protein binding
Source: RefSeq, a predicted model, not a curated record